AAAAGCAUGGAGGCUGAAGUUGUUAUGGCUAAAAGAGGCUGCUGUAUUUUUGUGCUCUGAGCCAAAUAUCACCUUUGCUAGCGCAUUGCCUUUCUUGAGAAGAGCUUAGGCCAUUUAACUAUUUUCCCAAGUGACAGAUUCCAGAACUCGGCGUUUUGGGCGGCUCGAGCCGGAGCAGCAGCGAUGGAGUGGUUCGGGACUGGAAACUCCCCCAUGUUUCCCGAAGAAGAAGAGGGCUGCAGUGCCUCCGCCUCUCCUGUGCCAAGUAGCUUUCACAGCUCCUCACUGAAGGAGGUUGCCGGUGCAGAGUCCAUGGCGUCCCUGUGCCAGAGCCAGCAGCAGUGUGUGAAGGCCUCCAUCGUCUCCAGAUGGCAGCUGGUGGAGGCUCAGGACCAGCUGUGUGGGCUGGAGCUGCACGGCUCCGAGAGCGCAGAGCAGGAGCGCGCCCGCGCUGUCGCCAGCCAAUCAGAGCUCUCGCAGACUGAACAGGAGUGGCGCCGGAAGGAGAGCAUGCUGGGAGGCAGCAGGAGCCCCGUGCUCAGCUCUGACAGCAGCCGGGACAUGUUUGACAAGAGUAUUAUUAAUAGUAAAAACUUUGAAUUGGAGGAUCACGACAAGAGCAAAACCUUUGUUCAGAAGUACGAAAAAGAAUUGAGACAUUUCGGCAUGUUGCGGAGGUGGGAUGACAGCCAGCGCUUCCUGUCUGACCUGCACCACCUCAUCUGUGAGGAGACGGCCAACUAUCUGAUCCUCUGGUGCUUCAGACUUCAGGCUGAAGAGAAAGAGGCGUUGAUGGAGCAGGUAGCUCACCAGGCUGUUGCUAUGCAGUUUAUCCUGGAGAUGGCCAGCACCUCCCAGCAGGAUCCCAGAGGCUGCUUCCGUCAGUUCUUCAACAAAGCUAAAGCAGGACAAGAGGGGUACUUAAACGUCUUCCAUACUGAGCUAGAGGCCUUUAAGCAGAGAGUAAAAGAGUACACUGUCAAGUUCAAAGGAGCGACACUCUCCGACACACAACACCAGAGCAGUACAGCACGCUGUCGUCUGGAUCCCAAAGAGGUUCUAGAAUCUUUACCCCCAGAACUGAAGGCAGGGUUCCAGCUGCAAGAUAUGCAGAUUCUCCAGAAUGUUCUCAGCACCAUGAAUCCACAGGUGGCAGAGUACCAUGUGAAGCGUUGUCUGGAGGCUGGCUUGUGGACUAACAAAGAAGGGAGAUGGUCCAAGGAGGAAGUUACUUGCGAAACAGACGACCUGCGCAUGAUGGAGACAUAACGACUGUGGAGCAAGCUCCCCGCCCCCCCGUCCCCCCGUCCCCCCAAAUCAUCUCACCUCUAGGAAUUGAUUCUCUCUCAAUAGGAAUAUUACAAAAUGGAGGAGAAGGGCUGAGCUCUCCACAGACUUAUUUUUGUAUGCAACAGAAUCUGCGCCUGAAUGUGUACUGCACUUUAUAUUUGUUCAAAACAGAAAACUAUUUAAAGAAGGCGAGUGGUAGGUAUUUUUAGGCACUUAACGUACGUUUUCUCAUAUAGCUAGAGUAUCUCUUUUCAUGUCAUAUCUUGAUUGUUUUAGCAGUGAGCACUUGCUUUGGAAUUAAGUCAUCUUUACACAGGAAUCUAGAAGAGCUACUUCAGAAACUUUAGAGAAUUUUUUUUGUUUAUAUAUAUUUUUGGUAUUCUUGUGACUCCGUUUAUCAAACUUUGGCGUGUGAAGAAGGGAGUUUUUAACAGUUCAUCUACAGUAGGCUUCACUGGACUCACAGGUAGGUAGCCAAGUGGUUAAGAGAGUUUAGCCAGUAACAGAAAAAUCUGCCAUUCUGCCCUUGAGCAAAGUAGUUAACCCCCAACAAUAACUACUGUUCCCCGGGCGCCGACUACGUCGAUUAAGGGUGCCCCCCACGCCUCUGAUUCAGAGGGUUUGGGUUAAAAGCGGGAGACACAUUACAGUUUAAUGCAUUCAGUUGUGCAACAGGGGGAAAACCUGAGCAUUACAAUCAAACCCGCUCUUGUAAAUAAAAGUGCACGUUGUUUUGCUUGAAGAAACAAGAGGCCUGAUCCUGGAGUCCUAUUUCUGCAGUGGACGUCUCUAACGUUCUGUCCAACACCACUGAGCGUUGGACAGUAUGUGGUUAAAACUGUCAUAGAAACCUGCAAAAGCUCAGGGCCCAUAUUCACAAAGUGUCUCAGAAUAGGAGUGCUAGUCAAGGACCCCCCCCGGGUUAUUCAUUAUGGUUUAAAAGGCUAAACUGAUCUCAGAUCAGCACUCCUACUCUGAGACUGUGGAGAAGGGCCCUGUGCUCCUUUCAACCCCAGUGUGUGUCCACUUCGUCGUCAUUAGGCCAACAUUUAAUGCCAAUAUACUACCACUGUGUAGCUAUGACGACUUCACUAUGCAAAGCAAUGAGUUGGCUGUUAUUACUUUUAUUUUUGUUACUACUGGUCACUCCUCCUCAACCAACACUCCCAAAAAUUUUGUAUUUCUCUGUCCAUCACAUAAGAAUAGGAUUCUCAACACAUCAGUGUAUGGCUGUUAAACUCAACUGCACACAUAAUUGAUUGUGAAACUGAAACAAACUGUAAAACUUCCUCUGGCUGACAUAACGUGAUAACAUCUUGUACUAUUCUCUGCAUCUGUGCUCUGUUUUGAAAUAGUACAGCUUUAAAACAACUGUGCAGGGUAAAUAGCUGUGAUACAUUAGGUCUACCUGACCACAUUUGAGACAUUCUGCAAAAGUCUAAUGAAAUAAAUGGAAAGCUGUUUGUUGCUUUUAA
Messenger RNA from Coregonus clupeaformis (lake whitefish), 2765 nucleotides. RefSeq names its product hsp90 co-chaperone Cdc37-like 1. Lineage: Eukaryota; Metazoa; Chordata; Actinopteri; Salmoniformes; Salmonidae. The transcript has 8 exons. Gene Ontology annotation, molecular function: protein-folding chaperone binding; heat shock protein binding. Gene Ontology annotation, cellular component: cytoplasm. The coding region runs from base 184 to 1269 and encodes 361 amino acids. Gene Ontology annotation, biological process: protein folding; protein stabilization. The record is from RefSeq and is a predicted model, not a curated record.